AUGUCUCAUCAUCAAGAUCCAUACCUCCAGAGAUACCCCGAUUCCAAAGGGUAUUAUGGACAAUUCGGCGGAAAUCACUACCCCGUCGAGCUUCAUCCCGCCCUGCAAGAGCUCGCCAACAGCUACGACAAGCUGCAUCAAGAUCUAGCGUUUCAAGAUGCACUGAAGAGGGCGCGCAUCGGUCUACAAGGCCGCCCAACCCCAAUCCACCUCCUCGCCAAUAUUUCCACGGACAUCGGCGGCGCGCAGAUCUUUGUCAAACGAGAAGAUCUGAACCACACGGGAGCCCACAAGAUCAACCACUGUGUAGGAUUUGCCCUCCUCGCCAAAGCCAUGGGCAAGACCAAACUGAUUGCCGAAACGGGAGCCGGACAACAUGGUGUGGCUCUCGCCACGGCCGCGGCGUUUUUCCGACUCGAUUGUGAAAUUCACAUGGGUGAAGUGGAUAUUGCAAAACAGAGCUCGAAUGUCGGGCGUAUUCGAUUACUCGGUGGGCGGGUGGUGCCCGCGAAUCAGGGCCAGUCCGCCUUGAAAGAAGCGAGUGACUCGGCCUUUCGGGCGUAUGUAGAGCAGCAUCACACUGCGCUCUAUGCGAUUGGCUCGGCAAUUGGACCGCAUCCGUUCCCGAGGAUUGUUCGCGACUUCCAAAGUGUCGUGGGACAAGAAGCGCGAGAGCAAUGUCUGGAUAUGAUGGGGGAUCGUCUCCCUGAGCAUGUUAUCGCUUGUGUGGCGGGGGGAUCGAAUGCCAUGGGGAUGUUCUCGGGCUUUGUGGACGAUGCCGAGGUGGUUCUCCACGCGGUAGAGCCACUGGGGGUAUCUGAACGAUUGGGUGAGCAUGCCGCGACUCUUUCUCAUGGAAGACCGGGUACGUUGCAUGGCGCUCGGUCUGUAGUGUUGCAGAAAGAGGACGAUACGCCGGCCGCGGUCUCGUCGAUAGCCUCUGGACUGGCGUAUCCGGGCGUGGGGCCUGAAAUGGCCAUGCUUCAUGAGAUGGAUCGGAUCUCAGUGACAACUGUGUCCAAUGCAGAGGCGAUUGAGGCCUUCUAUCAACUGAGUCAAUUGGAGGGGAUCAUUCCGGCGUUGGAGAGUGCGCAUGCUUUGGCAUUUGCCUUUCGUUUGGCCGCCACACGCCCUCCCUCGGAGCGAAUUCUAGUCAAUCUCUCUGGACGUGGGGACAAGGAUGUUGACUUUGUUCUGGACAAUCACGGAGUAGGGUCCUCCCAAACACCACAGUAA
Messenger RNA from Penicillium oxalicum, 1236 nucleotides. Its product is annotated as Tryptophan synthase beta chain 1. Gene Ontology annotation, biological process: L-tryptophan biosynthetic process. The coding region runs from base 1 to 1236 and encodes 411 amino acids. The transcript has a single exon. The record is from RefSeq and is a predicted model, not a curated record. Lineage: Eukaryota; Fungi; Ascomycota; Eurotiomycetes; Eurotiales; Aspergillaceae. Gene Ontology annotation, molecular function: tryptophan synthase activity. Gene Ontology annotation, cellular component: cytoplasm.